This is a messenger RNA of Alligator sinensis (Chinese alligator), 1008 nucleotides long. Its product is annotated as adenine phosphoribosyltransferase-like. Gene Ontology annotation, biological process: adenine salvage; AMP salvage. The transcript has 6 exons. Gene Ontology annotation, cellular component: cytoplasm. Lineage: Eukaryota; Metazoa; Chordata; Crocodylia; Alligatoridae. Gene Ontology annotation, molecular function: AMP binding; adenine binding; adenine phosphoribosyltransferase activity. The coding region runs from base 316 to 858 and encodes 180 amino acids. The record is from RefSeq and is a predicted model, not a curated record.
GGAGUCAGCCUUGGCUUUCAAACACACCGCGAUCCCCGCGCCCCGAAUGGCGCUGCGCGGCUGGGUGCACGCAGCGUGCGCGCCCGUGGGAACCGGGCAGGGGGUCUGGUUUGUGGCACAGACUAGGGGGGCUUCCUGGGGUGUCUCGAGUGGUUUUAGGAGCGGGGCGGGUGGGACCGUCCCGGGUUUGCUGCGCGAGCUCCGCGCGGGGCGGGGCGGGGCGGGGCGAGGCGUGAGGUCACCCCCCCGCCGCAGCCCUGCCAGGUGACGCCACGGCUGACAUCACAGGGUUACGCCUGCGCUAGGAGCCCCAGCAUGGAGGCUUGCGAGCGGCUGCAGCGGAUCCGGAGACACGUGCGGCUCGUGCCGGACUUCCCCAGCCCCGGCGUGCUGUUUCGCGAUAUCAGCCCCUUGCUAAAGGAUCCCGACGCCUUCAAGGCGGCCAUCGAUCUCCUGGAGACCCAUCUGAGGGCCACCUGCCCGCGCGUAGACUACAUCGCAGGUCUGGACGCCCGCGGCUUCCUCUUUGGGCCUCCUCUGGCGCAGAGACUGGGCAUCGGCUUUGUGCCAAUACGCAAAAAGGGGAAGCUGCCCGGCCCCACGGAGUCGGUGUCCUACGCCCUCGAAUACGGCCAGGCUGAACUAGAAAUCCAGAGCGAUGCCGUGGAGCCGGGAAAGAAAGUGGUCCUCGUGGAUGACCUGCUUGCCACUGGCGGUACCAUGUGCGCGGCCUGCGAGCUGAUGAAGCGGCUGAAGGCCGAAGUGCUCGAGUGCCUGGUGGUCAUCGAGCUGCUGUCUCUGAAAGGGGCCGAGAAGCUGCAGCCUUUCCGUCGCCACUCCCUGCUGCAGUACGACUAGCGCUCGGAGCAGACCGCCCCGGCUGCCUGGCUAGGGCCAGGUCUCGCUCCCACCGCUUGCAUGAAGGUUGUUCGAAACUCCUAAUAAAACAAACCUCGCUGUCGGCCAGGGGCGAUAUCAGCCCGUUGCUAAAGGAUCCUGAUGCCUUCA